This is a messenger RNA of Nylanderia fulva, 945 nucleotides long. RefSeq lists its product as uncharacterized. Lineage: Eukaryota; Metazoa; Arthropoda; Insecta; Hymenoptera; Formicidae. The record is from RefSeq and is a predicted model, not a curated record. Gene Ontology annotation, molecular function: nucleic acid binding.
AUGGACUGUUGCGUUUACGCGGACGUUUACUCCGGUCACAACUCAAUUCAGCAGAAAAAACAUCCUCUGAUCUUACCUCGAGAAUGUCGCUUAACAACUCUCCUGAUGGAUCAUUAUCAUCGAAAGACUCUACACGGCGGACCACAACUCACGCUAUCAUCGAUUCGUCAAAAAUUCUGGAUCAUCGGCGGUCGCGUUCCUAUUAGAGCUUUCAUCCACAAAUGCGUUAUCUGUGCUCGCCAUCGUGUUACUAUGGGUCAACAAGCUGUCGGACAGCUCCCAGUAUCACGUGUCGUUCCGUGCCGACCGUUCGUAAACUCUGGAGUCGAUUAUGCCGGCCCAUUGACUCUCAAAACUUUUCGAGGACGAAGUUGCAAAACAUACAAGGGAUAUUUCGUCAUUUUUAUCUGUUUCAGCACGUCUGCGAUAUACCUAGAAGUCGCCACUGAUUAUUCUACGGACGGUUUUCUGGCGGCAUUCAGGCGAUUCACCGGACGGCGAGGCAUCUGCUCUACUCUGACCAGCGACUGUGGCACGAAUUUGAUCGGUGCCGACGCAGAGCUCAAACGAAUGUUCACGUUUUCUUCUCGCGAGUGGGCUCACAUCGCUAAUGUUCUCGCAAAUGACGGAGUGAGGUGGAAAUUCAAUCCACCCUCUACCUCCCAUUUUGGAGGAAAAUGGGAAGCCGGGGUGAAAUCCGUCAAAUUUCACUUGCGGCGAGUUCUCGACGACGCUCUCCUCACCUACGAGGAACUGACAACGCUUCUCGUGCAAAUCGAGGCGAUAUUAAAUUCGCGCUCGCUAAUUACUCUCUCUGAUGAUCCGUCGGACCUUUCCGCUCUGGACAUUUCCUCGUUGGAUCAACUCUCGCUACCGUGCCGGAACCUUCGCUUGACGGAGUGCCGCAAAAUCGAUUGUCGCGCUGGCAACUCCUACAGCAACUGA